UGAUUGGUUCGAAUGCGUCCGUCAAUCGUCGUUCGACAUUUUUUUCCAGCACAAAACUGAGCUAUUGUGAAACGAGAACUUUCUGUGGCUACGGUAGGCAACCUCUUCAAAACUUCCCUGGUCCUCGGAGAGUGCACGGGAUUUAUCGCGUUGGAUCUGUACCGAAGCAAAUAUUCAACUCGUUGAUCGAAAUAAGGGACUGGAAAGGACUUCAAAAAAUAUUUUUUACGGUAGACAUUGACAGCAUUUAAAAAACUUUCAAAAAUGACUCAGUUCAACAAGGGACCUGCGUACGGGUUAUCCGCAGAAGUCAAAAGCAAGAUCGCACAGAAAUAUGACCCACAGAAGGAGGAGGAGCUUCGUUACUGGAUCGAGGACGUGACGGGCAUGCCUAUCGGGGACAACUUUCAGAAGGGCCUGAAGGACGGCGUUAUCCUCUCCGAGUUGAUUAACAAACUACAGCCUGGCUCAAUAAAGAAAAUCAACCACUCACAGCUGAACUGGCACAAGCUGGAGAACCUUGGGAAUUUUAUCAAAGCCAUCCUAGCAUAUGGCUUGAAGCCCAAUGACAUCUUCGAAGCCAAUGACCUCUUUGAAAAUGGGAACAUGACUCAAGUCCAGACCACCCUCCUCGCCCUGGCUAGCAUGGCAAAGACUAAAGGUAUGGACACCAAGGUUGACAUUGGUGUGAAAUACUCUGACAAGCAGGCAAGGCACUUUGAUGACGAGAAGAUGAAGGCUGGCCAGUGUGUUAUUGGACUGCAGAUGGGGACCAACAAGUGUGCCAGUCAGGCUGGAAUGACUGCUUAUGGGACCAGGAGGCAUCUCUAUGACCCAAAGGCACAGGCAGACAAGCCUUACGAUCAGACCACCAUCAGCCUUCAGAUGGGAACUAACAAGGGAGCCAGCCAGGCUGGCAUGGCAGCCCCAGGCACCAGGAGAGACAUCUUUGACCAGAAGGUGGCAAUCCAGCCGGUGGACUCCUCCACCAUCUCCCUGCAGAUGGGCACAAACAAGGUGGCCUCCCAGAAAGGCAUGAGCGUGUACGGGCUGGGGCGGCAGGUGUACGACCCCAAAUACUGCGCCACGCCCACGGAGCCCGUCAUCCACACCAACGGCAGCCAGGGCACGGGCACCAACGGCUCGGAGAUCAGCGACACGGACUAUCAGGCCGAGUACCCCGAGGAGUACCAGGGCAACUAUCACGACGAGUACAGCGGGCCUUACGACGACCAGGGCAUCGACUAUUAGGAACCCUAGGCUGUAGUCUGAGCAGUAUUAACAAGUACCUUCUAUCAACAGAGCAAGUCUUUUGCUAUCCUUACUAGUCUUCCUUGUUUGUUUUUAUUGAUGCAUAAGAGAUGAAUAUUGCCUUAUUUGCAUUCCUAUCAUCCAUUUGAGUGGCAGUAUUUUUUAAUCAAUCAUAGUUUUGUGUAGAACUGUAAUGAUGCUGAGUUCUGUUAUCCUAUAAAAAAAGAACAUUCCUUUUUAUCUUCUUUAAUCUUUUAUGAAGUAUGAAGUACUGUGAAGUAACAGGUCCCUAUUCAAAAACUAUGCAGCAUUGGCUUUAUACACAAUUUUUUUUCCUUCUUUUUUAACUUAAUUUUUUUAUCAAGCGGUUCAUCGCUUUUAAAGGAAAUACUGCAAACUCAAGCUUGCCAGUCCCUGGAUACUGUUUCCACUGGCCUUGCUUUAACAGACCCCCCUCCCUCACCCCACUCCUCCCCGACACCACCCCAUCUCUAUCAGAGAAGAUCUUCAAAAGACAUCUUUUAAAUGGACAUUUAAAUGGACAUUUUUAUAAGUGUUAAAAUUUUAUUGGUUGCAUUGAGAUCUGUAGUGUAAUAAGGGUACAUAUGGGAGACCAUUAUGCAGCAUUCUAGUCUCAUUUCAUGUGAAAUCACUGGAAUGUGUGUUUCUGCUGUGGUGAAGCGUGGGUAUUCCGAGCGGUUUAUGCAUUUGUUACGAGCAAAUGCGAGUUUUAUCUUCCAACUUUUAUGCCGUUGCUUCCUAGUGCCAUAAUGUCCUCAUUCAUUAAAAGCCCCAUCCCCCUGUAUUUAUUGCCAUGUUUUUCAGUAUAAACUGUUCCUCUGUUGUAUGGAUCUUUUUAUGAAUACGGUGUAUGUUAUAAAUAAAGCCUUUAAUACAUUGGUCACAUGAAACUCCAUUUGUAAUUGAUGAAACUGGGACCUGACAGCUGAACUGACGUCUUAUGAAAGUCAGAGUGGCUUUUAUGGCACAGUAAAUAAAGUGUCUUUCGGGGAGUGUUCUUUCUGUUGGGAUUCACAUCCACAACUGGCAAUAUCUCUCCUCUUUCCUGUAAGCUGACUGAUAGCUGCAGGCCUUAGCUGUGAGCCGGCUUCAGGACGACUUGCUUAAUAAACUGGCACAUACGACCCUCUUUUAAAUGCAGAGCUGGGAUCUUUGGAAGAGGACUGUGAAUAUGCGCUAAAUCUGUUCAUAUGAGAAGAAAAGCCCAUAAAUCUUGUGACCGAAGCUAGCCUCACAAGACCUCAGAAGAAGGUUUUCUGGAUGACAGCCCACCCAUCCAUGUCCCAUAGUCUCUGGAAACGUUUAUAGAAGCAAGCAUUAGGCCAGCAAUCUCUCUGCAGUUUUUGCCUUUUGAUCAGAAGGCGUUUUGUCAUGCUUCCAUAGACCUUUUGUAAUCUGCCACAGACAUCUGAGAAUGUAAAAUAGAUCCCUGCAAAACCAAUGAGGAGCCUCCCAUAAGAUUAUGUUCCGAAAACAUGAUUCACUCCAAAUUUAUGUUGCCGCUGAAACCAAUUUCAUCAAUCGUGUGAUUGUAGAAAUGAGCUGAUGUAGAAAAGUCCUGUGUGAAGAGUUUCCUCGUGCUUCUAAAGCAUGAUGUAACACGGGAACAUCAAAAUUAACCAUUAACCUAAAUGAAGCCCGUUGUUUUGUUCAGUUUUUUCUUUUUUUUUUUUUUUUACUGAUUUGAGGAGAGGGGAGUAACGUUGCAGAUGGCUGAGCAGGGUGAUGAAUGUGUGGGUGGGAAUGGGAUAACAUUCUUGCUCUUUGUGGGAGACGGAUGAUUGGUUGAACACUGAAGCCACUGAUGUAAGCUGGAUACGGUUCGUUUAGUAAAGGUAAUGUGUGUAAAGUCAAGUCCCAAGCUCUGGAGGCUUUUUAAGGUUAUUGUAGUCACUGAAGGAAGUUGUUUUAAGGAGUCCGCAUUUGUUAAGGGCCACGCAAUGUAUGUACGUGAGGGGGAAGUGUAAAGAAACAGGCUGUUGUAUCAGCUUUCGCAAUUGCUAUGAUGGCUCAGUUCUGCUAAGUGUGAACAUGGUUAAUUUUCCAAUGACAGGUUCAAGUAACAGAUAAAAUACAUUUUAUCGGUUACUUCUGGAAUGACAGGUUCAAGUAACAAAUAAACUGCAUUUUAUCCUUGAGAUCUGCUGAUUUAUUCUGAGAAUGUAGAACUCAAAUAAAUGCCUUUGAAGUCAA
Molecule: messenger RNA, 3465 nt
Organism: Anguilla rostrata (American eel)
Lineage: Eukaryota; Metazoa; Chordata; Actinopteri; Anguilliformes; Anguillidae
Gene: cnn3a
Product: calponin 3, acidic a
Exons: 7
Coding region: 265-1251 (328 amino acids)
Biological process (GO): actin filament organization; actomyosin structure organization
Cellular component (GO): actin cytoskeleton
Molecular function (GO): actin filament binding
Source: RefSeq, a predicted model, not a curated record